GUCAGCACUGCCACUUGGCCUUAUCCCACACUCCACCAGCCAAUCCCCAAGGUACUUCUGCUGCACAUGCAAUGUACGGACGAAUCAGAGUCACGUCCCUGGGUAAUCACCGUCAUUCGUGCACAAGGGUAUCAGCCUUUGCGUCCUGAAAAGUCUUGGAGACCAAUCGUUUCUAUAGUGGUAGACCAGUACCAGCGUUAUGAAGUGAACCUAGGAUGCGACGGACAGAACCCAAAUCUCAGGGAACGUUUCAUGAUAAAGCAAGGCGCAGACGGCCGUACCCUAGUGGACUUCAAUGUUCAUUAUCAAGCGUCGAACAAGAAGAAACGCAAGAAGCAGCAUUUAGUUGCAAAGACUUCCUUGUCGCUUCAGGCUCUAUCUAAGUUAAAGGGUACUGAAAAUUCUUUCAAAAUACCGUUGAGUCCUGUAGCACAGCCCUCUUUGCGUGGGUUGGCUCGAGGAAGAACAGUUUCAGUAUCCCUUGUUGUUAAGCUUGAAAUCCCCGAGACUCGGGCGGAAAUCCACGCAUUAGAAAAUUUGUUGAUAUCAGAAGACCAAUACGACGAUGACAUUAAGUCACUUGGGCGAUCUUCACCAACGUUUGAAUCGGAAUCAGAAUCAGAUGGGACAUGUAACUUUUCUUGUUCGAGUCGUGCCAUAACUCCUCCAGUCCCACCUGAAUUCUCCGAUAUACGGAUCCGUCGAGGAUACACCUCGGACACCGAUGAUGACCGCCCACUUGACGAGCAUGUCAAAUGCAUUAACGACAGUUAUGACAGCUUUUCAUUUACAGACAAUACCAACUCGAGUGCCGUGGUCGAUAUUGUUCCCCUCGCGCCUUCCCUUUUACCCAGUUACACAGAGCAAAUAUCUGUGGACAAUUCGUUGUCAUUUAUCGAUGCCCUUGUAGACUCUUUUUCGUCUUAUGCUGAACUUCGAGAGGCUUGCAGUGACUCUGAGUACGAACGUAUCUUGGAAAAACUCACGUCUGAAUGGUAUUUUGUGGGUGCAUCGUUGGUCGCUCUUGCCGGGCUUGACGCGGCUGUGUUCGGUUUUUCGUCCAGCUCGUUAUUCCCUGUCAACAGUUUCGCCCAAGGCUCAAUAGCUCUAGGAAGCGUCGCUUCAGGCAUCGGUAUCGCAAUCGAUGGCUGGUUCUUAUUGGUGUAUAGUGGAGCAAACGCCAAAAGAUUUCAGAAAUUUGCUCGUGACGUAUACGGCAAAUAUCUGUUCUUUUGCAUAUCAUCGCGUCUUCCUGCUGUAUGUAUGUUCGUGUCAGCAUGUGCCUUAAUGGCCUUUUUGCUUGCAGUUGCAUGGUCCGCUUGGCCGACUGCCGUGUUGGCCAUGUGUUUUAUUGCUGGCGUCCUGAUUAGCCUCCAGUUCAUCAUAUACGGGUUACACUGCGCGGUAAUUUGUAUGGGUGAGAUUUUUAGGAGAACGCGCAGAGUAUCGAUGUUGUGUGUAAGGAGGUCGUCGAACGAUGUCUUGGAGCAUAAUGUUUCCAAAAAAUAGUGAUUUAUGGUGGACGAUCAUCUUGCUAGCAUCUGUACUACUAUGGACCUGAAUAACUUAAUAAUUUAUUUUUGUGUUUCGGUUCAACUAAAAUAGCAG
This is a messenger RNA of Suillus discolor, 1608 nucleotides long. RefSeq lists its product as uncharacterized. Bases 67 to 1509 code for a protein of 480 amino acids. The record is from RefSeq and is a predicted model, not a curated record. Lineage: Eukaryota; Fungi; Basidiomycota; Agaricomycetes; Boletales; Suillaceae. The transcript is spliced from 9 exons.